Molecule: messenger RNA, 4731 nt
Organism: Aureobasidium namibiae CBS 147.97
Lineage: Eukaryota; Fungi; Ascomycota; Dothideomycetes; Dothideales; Saccotheciaceae
Exons: 2
Coding region: 1-4731 (1576 amino acids)
Biological process (GO): double-strand break repair via homologous recombination; interstrand cross-link repair
Molecular function (GO): double-stranded DNA binding; single-stranded DNA binding
Source: RefSeq, a predicted model, not a curated record
AUGCGCAGCCACCACGAGCGCUUUCGUUGGACUCAUGCGACCCGAAACGCAAAGGACGCUCGCGAGGUCAAGGAAAAUGAGAAGGUAGUUAACGAGCUCAACUCGUACAGAGCGCUUGCCAUCGUCGACAAGCAACGUUAUGAGACUGUGAUCGACAACUUGAGAAAUUGGGAGAAGGAUGCUAUCUACAAUGUUGUUUCCCCCAACCGUUCCGGAGACGGUUUCUCAGCCACUGGUCUGACGUUGUCUUCUCCGAGAACCACAGAGUCGCAAAACCAUCUGCUGAUGAACAGCUGCGGAAAGAUUCUCACCAUCCCUUCUGCCGAGUACCCUACUGGUGCUAUCCCGGUCGUGGACACCGAGUUCCCUGGAGAGAUGUUCUAUUACAUUCCCGCACAGAUCGAGCCCCUGGCAAUGAACCGCGCCUACUUCGAGGAUAAGCCUUCCUUUAUUGUUAUGAAGUCUGGUGAAAUGCCUAGUUACGUCUUCUGGAAACGCAAGGCCGAGUUCCCGCCCUCAUACACUGCGUCACAACUCUUAGAUCACAGCAGAACUGUCAGAUCUGCUGCCCCUACACCGGAACCGCGCUCUGCACCUGUCGCUGGCCCUGCGACGGAGCCAAGCACUGUUUCUCUUGCUGUCAAUACCGAAAAAGCAACUCGCAUGGCAAGGGAAAAGCAAGUUGAGCCAGAGUGGGAAGUCUUUGACCCUCGGCUCGAGGAGAAUCCCCUCGAAUUCUUGGACUACUACAACGCUUGCCUGAACGGACGCAAGGGGGUCAGGUCAAAGUUGAUGCUUCGCGAAGUCGAUAUUGACCGUGUCAACUACAUCAGCCCUUGUCUUGCCCACAACCACAAGAAGCCCGACAAGGAGGCUCAAACUGCCACAGUCGACGCGAAUGCCAUGGACAUUGACCCCGUGCCAACUCUUUCCGCUCCCGGGCUUCCUACAGCUCCUGUUCCUGAUCCUUCCAAAGCCGCUGCUCCCAAGCCAUGGAAACAGCCUGAACCUAUUUCUGCAGAUGAUCCUGCCUGGAAAAACUUCUUCGCUAGAAUCGAUAGAGAAAAGGAGAUCAGAGAUGCACGAAUUCGUCCCAAGCCGGUCUUCACCAGCGAAUACUGCAAUACACCUGGCACAAAGUCCGACCCCAAGAAGGCAGUUCUGACACGUGAACUCUACGACAAGUUGUACCACCGUGCCGUCACAGCCAACCGCGAGAUCGAGAACCGCUCCAAGUGCUGUUUUGCUUGCGGAAUCGAAUGGACCUUGUGUCCUACAACAAGAUACGUCCACUACAAGCAGCAUCGCGACGAGUUCAAGCUUCAUAGGGCGCACUUCCUGAAGUCGCAUCUCUACGUGGAUGACCCGUUGCGCGUCCAAGAUCUGGAUGCGGCAAAGGCCCCCAUGCCCAAGGGUGUGCCUAGUCUCAACUGGUUCAGAGACUUGGAACAGAAAAUCUUGGACAUGGAGAACGAGUUGCUCGAGCGUGAGCAAGUCUGCCGUAUCUGCGAUGCUCAUGUCGACUUUGCUGAUGAAAACAAUUCCGACCACUACCUUAAGCAUAAGGAAGAGCGCAAGCAGUUGCGCGUCCUUGGUGACAAGGUCCCAUCAGUACCACACACUCCUUCUUCAAAGGUGCUAGGCGAUUCUGAAGAAUCCCCAGAGGCACGAAUUUGGUCAGGUUACACCGGCAAGCCUCUACCUGAGUAUUACACCAGGAUUGAAGAGAAGCAAAAAGCAGCCAAGAAGCAAGCUCAAGAGCUAGCCGACACGAUGGAGACCAGUGCGCAGCAGCCAAGGAAAACUGGCGGCAUCCAGAAUCCAAUUCAGAUCUCAUCGGACGUUAGCUCAAGCGCUGCAUCUGACGAUCUAGAAGAUAUAUUUAUGGAUGGUCUCAAUGGUCCCAUUCACUCCGAUGUCAUCGGCAGCACCACAGCUCCGCUCGCCUUUCCUCCUUUACUCGAGAAAAUGCCGGGGUCUGCAGCCUCCACCAGCGAAAAGGUCAACCUUGACUUCCUCUCUGGAAAGGAAGCCAACAAAGUCACACCUUUGAAGCCAGAACAAGUUUUACCGUUUGGCCGUUUCAAGGGGAAGGAGCGUCAUACCGCAAGACAGAAUCGUGAGCUGUAUUCCGACGUGAUGGAUAUCGAUACUAUGGAAGCCCAUCUUGACAUUCCCAUUGAGAUCGCAGAUGACGAUGACGAUCUGUACGCCUACCCUUCUCCUGCCUCAAGUGGCUCCGCUGUCCAUGACGAGGCCGACUUUGAUCGUCAGGAGAUCAUUCAAGCUAUUCGCACGACCUCAGGCGAGCUGCUCGCUUUGAACGACGACAGCGAAGAUGCCGAGGAGGUGCCUGAAGAGUUUGAAGCUGAGGACACUGAGGACACUGAUUCCAAUGGGGACGACGAUGCCAGUGAGGACGACGACGCCAAUGAGGAUGCCGAAGCCAACCAGAAUGAGCCUGGCAAUGACGAUGAAGCCGACGAUGGUGAUGAGCACGCCAACAACAACGACGAUGAGGACGGCAGCGAAGACGAAGAUAUCACCCUCUCUUCCAAGUUCCCACUCUCUGGUGGUGGCUUUGUCGUCGACGAAAUCACUGAGGCCGCUACGGGCGAUCUGCCAUUGACUCCUACAGAGCGCAGCAAGGCUAGAGAGUUUGUCCAAGAGAUGGUCGAAGAGGCUCUCGCGAGCCCCGACCAGAUAGACGAACUCGCGACUAAGGAUCGGGUACAAAGCUUGACCCGAAACCUCUUUGUACCACAAGGGACCGAGAAGCUUGAUGCGGCCAAGAUCCUUGCUUCAGCCACUGGAAACAACAAACUCCGCAAGAUGAAUCUGAACCUCGCAGAAGCAUUCGGCGCCAUUUCCUAUGUUGAUCAGUUGAUCCAAAUGAACAAGGGAGUAUAUGGGGCAUGGGGUAACACUAUUGUCUCCAGCGAGCAGGAGAUCCUCAAGAAGCUCGUUGACCAUAUCGACAUAAUCAAGAAGAGAUCUGUUAUUCAAAGAGGCCCCAAGACAGCGCCCAUCAAGCGUACUGGACACGGUCUCGAAGACGUUUAUCUCAAUACCAGCGACCUACUGAACGGCAUCCGUCUCGAGCUGUACGACCUGUGGAGAGUGAUCAUCAAAGCCAAAGAGGCUUUCGAGGACAUGGUUGCCGCGAAGUCUGGGAAGCACGCUCGCUCAGAAAUCAUGGAGCAGAUCAUAGAGCUUACGAGAAGAGCUUUGGCAGAUACAUGGCGCUACGGCUACAGCGACAGGCGCUUUACCCUUCGACCUGGGAUACCAGUCAAACACGACGGCCUUGAUCUUGAGUUCGAGGACUUGGAGAUCGACACUAUGUUGUCGGAAGCAUACCAGUGGGGUUGCGGUAUGAACAGCAUGCGCAGUCUAGCAACGGAAGCCUGGGAUCAGGCUGUAGGCAUGGUCAAGGCUGCGCGUGCAUCGGCCAACAUUUCUGAAACCACCAGGCAUGAAAUUCUGUCUGAAGUCCAAACCUACGUCCGUUCCGAGAUCAAAGCAGAGAAGCGCUGGAGAAAAAUGAAAGGUCAGAAGCUCACACGGCAAGAACCUCCAACCACUCCAGCCACUCCCGCCAUCUCAUCGGCGAAAUGGUCCACUGAGGCUUUAGCCAACGACACUCCUCGCACUCCCGUCUCACCCUGGUCGCCAGUAGCUUCUCCCACCACUCCGACUGUCUCUGGGAUCUCUGACAAACACGAUGGUCGCAAUAUUGAAUUUUCCGAUCUGAAGAUCAACCAUUUGCUUACCAAAGCAGUUAAGUCGGGUUGCGGAGUGAACGACAUGCGAGUCUUGAGUGAUCAAGCUUGGCAAGUGGCCACUGCACUUCAAGAGGAGGCACCUGAACGUACUGAAGAGCGUAGACACCUGAUCGGGGAGAUCGUUCGCCAGUUCGUGCGACAUGCAAUCAAAGCUCAGAAGCGCUCGAGGAGAAAGCAAGGCCAGCAAGAGUCAUCCGCCACUCCUACCAGCUCAUCUGCACAAUGGUCCACCAAGGCUGUAGGCGGCCGUGCUUCCGUCAACAAGCGUCCAUCGCCCCUGCCCACGUCCCGCAAGCGCAAGGCCAGCGAUACCUCCUUUCACCCUGGUCCACCCACUCCCUUCAACCCAGAUGAGGUAUCACCCCGCUUGCCCAAGAUGCCUCGUAAGAGUAAGGAUCCAUUGUACCGCCCUGGCCCUGCCCUUCCGAGCCCGACCACACCCCCUGCGACUCCUAAGGUCAACAAGCGCAGCAGCACCCCAAAGUCCGCUGCUCGUGCCGCCAAGAAGGUUGAGAAGAAGUUGAAGAAGACGCAAGCCAAGAAAGUCGAGAAGAAGCAAGCUGAGAAUGCUGAGAAGAAGGAAGCCAAGAAGGUUUCUUUCGACACUACACAGAGCUCCAAGCCUUCCACUUCUUCUUCUUCGUCGAAGGUUCCAUCUCCUCAGGUUGUCAUCACCAAGAAAGCUACUAAGAAGUCCGCCGCUGCAGCUCCCGCAAAGACUGUGGCUCCCAAGUCAUCGAAAAAGGCCGUCAAGAAGGCUGCCCCCAAGGCUGGUGUCAAGAAGACUACUGCCAAAGCUAAGAAGUCCAAGACUGUCGCUCCUGCUGCAAGACCUAAGCGUCAGGCUGCUAUUGAGACUGAGAAGAGCUUUGGCAAGACGAAGGUUGUUGAUAGAAGGAUGAAGAAAGAAAGGAUGGUGGAGGGAGUUAAUGAGAAUGGAGCAUAG